This is a messenger RNA of Galdieria sulphuraria, 615 nucleotides long. RefSeq lists its product as uncharacterized. Lineage: Eukaryota; Rhodophyta; Bangiophyceae; Galdieriales; Galdieriaceae. Gene Ontology annotation, molecular function: cyclin-dependent protein serine/threonine kinase inhibitor activity. Gene Ontology annotation, biological process: regulation of cell cycle. The transcript has a single exon. The record is from RefSeq and is a predicted model, not a curated record. Gene Ontology annotation, cellular component: nucleus. The coding region runs from base 98 to 538 and encodes 146 amino acids.
CACCAACGGUUGAGUUUCUCACCACAAAUAGCGCCGCGAAGACUUCUGGAAGUUUGAGGAUUGCCGCUUAUCCAUUUUGCCAAAUCCAACUAGCAUAAUGUCACAUACCACUUGUAGAAACUCACAAGACAAUACUAGAGCUGUUUUUCAUUGUUCUGUAAAAGGCAUCAACGAGGAAUCAGUAAACGACCACAAGCAACCAGUUGAAGCUACCAAUAACAGUCAGGUUAUCAACAAAAGAAAGAAAAACUAUUCAGAAAGGAACCACAAUUUAUGGCUGAGGAGAGUACGCAGGCUUUUGUUUCCGGAAAGAGAACAAUAUCGAGAGUCUUUGUUGUAUCAAGUUCCGUUAUGGGAAGAUGAAGGGGAGGAUCAGCUACAAUCAAGAGAAAAAGAGUCUUUUCAUGAAGAGUUGUUACAACUUUUGCGACAAAUUCAACACAAGAAAGUAGAAGUUUUUAAGGCUAGAUGGAAUUUCGAUCCUUUAACCCAAACACCUUUGGAAGGAAGAUGGAAGUGGACAGAGUUGCCAGAAUAAGAGUUGCAUUUUCUAUUCCCUUUUUGUAUAUCGGAAACAUAACAGAAUGAGACAAGAGUAAACCAACCGGAAACAUU